Molecule: messenger RNA, 5406 nt
Organism: Colletotrichum truncatum
Lineage: Eukaryota; Fungi; Ascomycota; Sordariomycetes; Glomerellales; Glomerellaceae
Product: ankyrin repeat protein
Molecular function (GO): protein binding
Source: RefSeq, a predicted model, not a curated record
AUGUCUCUGCCAGAGCUUCAGCGAUUGCCGGUUCCUCACACGGAGCUGGUCAACUACAUUCACGACCACCCAGAGACAAAAAUGGUCGAGAUCAUGGAGCCUUACCGCAAGUACGAAGCCCAACUCAGAUCAGUCUUCGCUCAAGACCGUGGAAAUCCAGCUCUCAAUGACCCGUACAUCAAUCUUGUUCCAUUGUUCAAUGAGAAUACUAAGAAUAUCAAAACCCGCGCCCGUUUUCUUGCGUCUGAAACUCAAGAGGAGAAAGACCGAUACAUCAUGGUGCUUCCCGAUGACAAGCGCCGAGCCAAUGGCUCUCCUGCUGUAGUCUCCUCACUGAAAGACUUUCAGAAGAACUUCAAUGUCUUCUCAGAAUCGUCUCUUGUCGACUUGAACUGGGACAAUGUCGUUGCCGCUGGGUCAUCCGUUAUCAACACUCUCUUGCCUGUCCCCACCGAGUUUAACACCACCAAGCGGAAGCUGAGAGAAUACUACCACGAGAAAUUCUGCCCAGCAUCUGAUGUCGACCUCUUCCUCUAUGGCCUUACCCAUGACCAGGCCAUUGAGAAGAUCAAACAGAUUGAAGCCGCAGUUCGAGAUGCUAUUUUAACUGAGGUCACAGUCGUGCGCACAAAAUACGCCAUUACUAUUGCGUCUCAAUAUCCCACUCGCCACAUUCAAAUCGUUUUGCGCGUGUACAAGUCCAUUGGAGAGAUCUUGACUGGAUUUGACAUCGACGCAGCUGGUGGUGCUUAUGACGGUAAGCAAGUAUGGGUAACCCCUAGAGCCUUGGGAAGCUUCAUCACCCAGAUCAAUCAUAUCGAUCUCACCCGCCGAAGUCCCUCAUAUGAGAAUCGUCUGUCCAAGUACAGUCACCGCAACUUCGAGGUCUAUUGGCCUGAGCUCGACCGCAGCCGCAUUGAUCCCACCAUCUUUGAGCGGAGUUUUCAGAGGACCCUUGGCCUUGCAAGGCUUCUGAUUUUGGAAAGACUUCCCACAUCUUCUGUCCGUGAAGAAUAUCUCAACAAGCGCAGACAGGAAAGAGGACGCCCAGCGGCAAAUCGCUACAACCCCCAUCAAUUGCAUGGCAACAUCAAGGACAGUCAUGAGGAUGAAGUUGCAGACUGGGUCGACGAGAAUGAUGUAUCCAACUAUCAUACCUUCACAGUUCCUUAUGGUCAACACUUCCACGCAAAGAAGAUUGAGAAGCUGUGUUACACCCGAGAUCUCCUUCUCAAUGCGGAGUGGAACCAACCCAAAGAGAGAGAAGUUUACCUUCAUAGACAUCCUGCCUUCUUUGGCCGUGUCGAAGACGUUAUUGAAGACUGCUGUGGAUCUUGCCCGACGCCAGUGACUCCUGAGGAGAUUGAGGUAGCUGAAAAAGAAGCCGAGAUCUACAUCUCUGGCAAAGUCACGUUUCUUAUCGACGAUCCUGGCCGACAGCAAAUUGGUUCCUUUAACCCUUUGACCCAAGACGACUGGACAGAUAUGGCCUAUGUUGGAAACACGGCACGGCUUUGUCAGAGCAUUGUUGACGGCGAUUUGAAUGAGGUCAUGGAUUGGCUAUCUCAGGAAGGCGCUGAUCUGAACAAGCGCGACUACACUGGAAGAUCGCCCCUACAUCUUGCCGUCAUUAGUUCCACGCCAGAAAUUGUGAGUUGUCUCGUGGAGCAUGGGUCUAGGCUGACUGCCCGACUGGCCGAUGGUCGGACUGCGCUUCAUCUCGCCGCCGAGCGUGGCAACGUGGAGAUGAUCAAGAUCCUAAUGGAGAAGAGUGUUGCCAAUGAGGAAGAGGAAGAAGAAAAGCAGGAUCGCCGCCGUAAGGAGAGAAACAAACUGAAGGAUCAUGCUACUUCGCAAAACAUUUCGUCUCAAGACGAUGAAGACAUGGUUCUGGAUGAUCAUGACAAGCAGGGAUCUGAUGUGGAAGACUCCGAUAUCGACAUGGUCGAGGCCGGCAAUACUGAAGCAGACUCGAUGGUUACGGGCUCUUUUGUCAACGUCAAGGGCGACGAGGAGAAGAGUAAAGAAGACCUCAUUCUUGAGGAGGAGUCGACCGACGAGCCGGACUUUUAUAAGGUCGACGUGUUGGCUUGGGACGUUCCUUGCUCGCCUCUUCACCUUGCCAUUUCCGAGGGACACGAGGAGGCUGUGAAGACCCUCUGCGAAUUUGGAAGCGAUGCUCUCCUUCCAGUCAAAUUUCUUGACUCAGAGAAACAGCCAACAGCGGCUAUUCUUACGCUUGUACUGGCUUUGUCACUCCCUCUUGAGAAGGCCAAGUCCAUGGCUCUUCUACUUUUGAAACUCGGCGCUACCUCGUCACAGGCUGACCUCAAUGGUUGCACGGCAUUCCAUCGCUACGUGCAAAAUGGCAAUCAGGAAAUGAUCGACACGCUCUGGGAGAACGACAAAACUGGACUCAAGACGGCGAUUAACCACAUGGUUAUGGGAAACCAAUAUUGGAAUCCUCAGGCAAUUGCUCCCAUUCAUACAGCUAUCGAGAACGGCGAUUCGAUUUUGGUCCUCAGGUUGCUCGAAGCUGGCGCCAACCAGCAAAUCGACUUUGAUACAUGGCUGAAGGCCGUCAAGUUUUCUAAGGCGUCACACCAAUUGCGCUCAUACGAGGAAAAUCAGAAGAUGUUCAAUCGUUCAACGACACAACCUUUAAUUGUCGCCAUAAAGGGUUGUACCAAUCCCGAGAUUGCCCUCAGGCUGCUUGAGAAUGGCGCGGACCCGAACACCUUGACGGCCGAAUCUCACCAAGUCAUUGACGAUGAAUGGCAAAGAAGAUACAACAAGGGACAGACAAUACUUGAUCUUGUUCGACAACAGCUGGAGAAUCUUCGCAAAUACAAAGGGGAGAACCGAACUGAUAACAAACCAGUUUUGCCUGUAGGAAUGGACAAUUAUCUUCAGAAAUACGAAGACGGGACCUACCAGCACUGGAUGGUUUCUGAAGACAUCAAAUUGCAGAAAUCUACUUACGAGUCGAAGAAGAAAGAUCAGGAAGAAAAGAAGAAGAAAAAUGCGGAGCUCAAGGGCGCUCCUGAGAAGUUGGCAGCCAUCAAGGAGGUUAUUGCAGCUCUUGAGGAAGUGGAAAAGUCUAUCUUAUCAAAGGGCGGAAAGACAUUCCAGGAGCUUUACCCUGAUAUCAAGCCCCCAGAGAACUACUCAAGGAGUACUACGCCACCUGAAGAGAAGAAGCCAGUACCAUAUGAGCACAUCAUCUCUUUUAGGGGCGUCACCGAUGUUACGGAAACAAGCAAGGCCGCAUACUUGGAUCUUUUCGAAGCUGCGUGGACUGGCAAUAUUGACAAGAUUAAGGCUCUUACACUACAAGCCUGGGGUAAGGAUCAAGAUGAGCCACCAUUAAAGAUUGCGGUCAGUGAUCACACGGACAACACGCCAUUUUCCUUGGCGUUCCUUCGCGGCCAUUUCGAAGUCGCAUUGGCGAUUCUAGAGAUUGUCAUGGCCCAGUAUUCUCCUGAAGAGAAAGAAACAACUCGAUACAAACUGGAUACUGGUGGUUCAGAUGAGGAGGAUGAAGAUUCGUAUGAAAGCGAUGCAGAUUCUACUGAUGAGCCCAAGAUUGUUUCAGAAAUCGUCGACAAAAAGUUCACGAUUGAGAAUAUCGGCCAAGUGUCAAUGCAGGUGAAAUCCACCGUUAAGCCCAUUGAUUUCCUAACUCGACAGGUCAGACACUUCAAGAUUGGAGGUCAAACAGACUUCGACAAUCAUCGUGCCCUCGGAACUUUGUUCCAAUACGUUCUGAGAUCGGAUGAUAUGACAGGUCUAAAGACGCUUCUCGACAUGGCGAUCCAUUUUGCCGGCCAGAAGCUGAUCGAUGGCAGCCAGGAUGACGAGGAUACUGGCGGACGGUUCGAUUUUCCAGAAGGCGAUUUCCUCUGGGCUGUCAAGCAUGGGAAGACGACAGCACUGGCUGAAAUCAUCGGUCGAACUGGAGCGGGUAUUCCGCUCGAUGAACUUGUUAAAAAGAGUGGCGUGGAGAUGAAGAAGAAGUCGAGGUACUACCAAGGCUUAACAGUAUAUGGAAAGAAGAGAAAGGAUUGGGCAACAGCCGGGCGUAACAUGGUUGUACGGUCCACAGGAAUGAAAACGCCGCCGCUUCUCCAUGCUGCCCUCGAGGGCAGCCUUUCAAGUGUAGAGUGGUUCCUCAGCGAUGCACCCCAUCGCCAUUACACCGACUUUGGAAAGUCUAAGGCAGCUCGUGAAGACCAUAGGUUUAAGCACCUCAUUCAAUCUCCUGGAGGAUAUGACCGAGCCGUUUCUACAUGGCUAGGUAUCCAGAAUGAGCUUGUUCUUCAUUGUGCUAUCAUGGCGACCCCAAGCGAGGAAACCAGCAAGCUUGUCAAGUAUCUUGUCCAAGCCUGCCCCAAUUCCCUUGAGUACAAGUCAACCCUUGGGGAUACGCCCCUAUGGCUGGCCUUCUACUUUGGUAGACUUGAUCUUGCCAAAAUACUCAUUAAGGCAGGCGCAAAUCAGAUGACCCGAAACAAUACGGGUGACAACAUUAUCCAUGCCGCUCUGAGUGGCUACCCUAAGGCCGACCGGCUCAGUCCUGUAUUGGAUCUCAUUGACUCUAGUAUUAUCUCUCAUUUGUUUCAGCAGCGCAACAACCUGCAUGAAAGCGGUACCACACCGUUGCACUCGUGGCUCACAACUGUCUGCAACACAUAUGAGGUCAACUGGAACAGGAAGUACAGCUGUGAUGAGCAGAUACUGGAGGUGCUUAACUUGAUCUUGGAGCACUCUGAGGGCUCCGAGCUGGAAAUGCUCAACGGCGCGGGCGACACACCCCUCCACACUGCUGUCAUGCUACGCAACAAAGUCCUAACUAAGGCUCUGUUGGACUACAAACCCAAGCUUUUGUACCGAGAGAAUGCUGUUGGUCGCACCCCUGCCGAAAUUGCCCGCGAAGAGGUCACUGGCGAGAAGCUUGCCGCACCGCAGGCAAUCACCCUCUCCUUUAGUUCGUACAACAACGACAAAGAUCCCUCCUCCCUCGUCAACCGCAACAUCAAGACAUUCAUUGAUAAAGACGGCGAGAAGGAUAUUCACAGGAAGUUCAAGACUGCUUCUGGAAAGCAACAGGUAUGGGAAGUUGCAAGUUCCAUCCUCGAGCGCUUCCCAGACAAGCGUCGUCUUGUCUCCCUCAACGAGGCCAACGACGUCGCCAAGCGGCUGGGAGAGAAAUACAAUGCCAGCCGAUACUUUAGCAUCCAGGCGCGCAACGACGAAUACGCUGACCCCGAGGAUAACGAGGCCAAGGAGGAGAACAAGGAUGAUUUCGCGGCGCAGACCCGGCGGAACCGGGCCGGCUUCACAUGGUGGGUGGCUGGAGACAAGCCGGAGGCGAAGUGCUCUUCUUGCAGAGAAUGGCACGAUUGA